GAGGAAUUGCGUGUGAGAAUGCAUAAAGGAGAUCUGGUGAAGUUGAUCCUGGUGCUGUGCACUGUCUCGCCACUGGGCACUGCGCAGUACUGCAAUAGGGACAUAAAAGUUUGUGAUGUGCAGAAGGAGACUAUUGACUAUGUCACGAGAGAAUCGUACCAGGACAAGUGUCCUUUCCUGACUGAAUACAAGGCGUGUGUGUUCUGGAGGAAUGUCACGAAGCAGAAAACAGAGGAGAAAAUCGUCCACAAGGUGGAAACAAUUGUGACUUGUUGCCCAGGAUAUUCUCUAUUCGCCGACAAAUGCAUUCCUCACUGCGAAGAUCCGUGCAUUAACGGCGUUUGCACGGCGCCAGGAGUUUGUCACUGUAAUUCAGGAUAUGCGAAAUCUACUGAAAAGGACCACAUUUGCCAUCCCGUCUGCUCUGACUGUGUCAAUGGUCAAUGUGUAGCUCCGGAGAGUUGCGAGUGUUACUCAGGAUACGCCAAGAACUUCAACUCGUCCGUCUGCGAGCCUUUCUGCGGCGACAGCGAUUGCGGUUCGGGGAUCUGCAGGGAGCCUUUCAACUGCCAAUGCCACCCUGGAUUCGAGAAAGACGAUCAGGGAAUCUGCACUGUCCAAUCUUGUCAGGAAGACUGCAAGGGCGGACGAUGCGCCAACGGAGAGUGCGAAUGUCCCAGCGGAGCUUCUUGGGACUUAAACGAGUCUGCGUGCGUCUGCACGAGUCCUUCGGACGACUUCACGGUUUCCACGUCAAAUUCCAACGACUAUGAAUAUACAGAGAUGAUUCCAGGGGAUGAAAAUGCUGCAAAUUUCAUCAUUGCGACCCUCGUGGCAAUCAUAAUUCUCUUGGCAACGACAAUUAUCAGCAUCCUAGUCAUUGUGUGGUACAAAAAUUGGAAGAGUGAGUCACAGAAUGUGCAUUUUUCGCACUUUAGUGGAAUUUGUGGAAGUGCAGCAGAAAUGGUGGCGAAAGGGAAAAUCGUUGUCCUUUUGGUGCUGAUUGGAACAAUCUUUGAGUGCUCUGCAAAGUGGUGCAAAGUGACGGAAUUGGACUAUGUUUUGAAAGACGUAACAGUUGAUGUGACAAAGUAUAAGCAGAGAAGAAUCUGGCCAUGCCUGAAGAACUGCUUCAAAACCGUUCCUUACACAGUCCAGGAAACACAGCAUAAAUGGGUUGCGCAGAACGUGACCAAAGAGGUGUGCUGCGAAGGAUACAGUGAGGAAAUUGGACAGUGCAUAGCAAUUUGUGCUCCUUCAUGCAAGAAUGCAAGAUGCGUCGCUCCAAAUUCCUGCAAAUGCAAUUUCGGCUAUGAAUCCCGGUCGGAAAAUGAAUGCGUUCCUCAUUGCGAAAACUGUGAAUUUGGCACCUGCAAAGCUCCGUUCCUCUGCGUUUGCGAUUCGGGAUACCAAAGGGAAGUGCUUAACGAGGGGGAAAAGUGCGUUCCAGUGUGCAAAGAUGGUUGUCCUUCAGGGAGUUUUUGCUCACAACCAAACAUCUGCACGUGUAAGGAUAAUUUCACAGAGAUUUCCGUUGCUGGUCAGAAGAGGUGCAUAAUUGAGGGAGAAACUGAUUCCACAACGCUUAGUACGCAAAUCACUGAGAAAGUCACUGAAGAAAUCACCGAAGAUUCGACAGAUUAUGCGGAAAUCGAGGAAAUUCCUGAGGAAGAUUUCGAGAAUGUGACUUUUUCUGAACAAUUGGAUGAAGCAGACGUUGAUGUGUCUUUGGAAAUAGUGUCUGACGAUCCUUGGAAGAACUUCCCGCUGAACUCCAACGCGUACGACGAGAUAGUAGACGAUAAGGCGGAUCAGAUGGAGGAGAAAGUGCUGCACAGUGUCUUGGGGAGGCUGUGGUACUUUGUUAUGGCCGUUGCGGUCAUUAUAUGUGCCAUUAUAGCUGUAAAAUAUUACAUAGCAAUUCAGCAGAGGGAAUUCAAAAUUCCCCACGAUAUUCCCACCGAUGUUGCCUUUACAGCAAAGGCUUAGAUAAAGCCUUUUCAUAUUGCAAUAUAUUGCAUAUUAUUAAAAAAAAAAAGUAAAAUUUCAAUUUUCUUUAUUGUUAUUAUUAUUAUUUUUCUUCUAUUUUA
Messenger RNA from Phlebotomus argentipes, 2090 nucleotides. RefSeq names its product platelet endothelial aggregation receptor 1-like. The coding region runs from base 19 to 1989 and encodes 656 amino acids. The record is from RefSeq and is a predicted model, not a curated record. NCBI's taxonomy places the organism in Eukaryota, Metazoa, Arthropoda, Insecta, Diptera, Psychodidae. The transcript has 6 exons.